Molecule: messenger RNA, 1140 nt
Organism: Arctia plantaginis
Lineage: Eukaryota; Metazoa; Arthropoda; Insecta; Lepidoptera; Erebidae
Source: the annotation of a GenBank genome assembly
AUGUCUGAGUCUGGCCCUGAGGACCAAGACGAUUUCAUAUUUCGCCCGCAACAACAUUUGGAUGCAAAAUGGUUGAAUCCUGAUCUACAGGAAGCUCUUCACAAUCCUGACGGCUUAAACAUCCUGUUUAAUAGCCUUUUGCAAGACAGAGAAAUAUAUUUCGACGCCGGAAACGGUCUCGUCAACAGUGCUGGUGUAACUGCUAAACUCGGUGAUAGUGGAAAAUACUAUUGUGGGCUUAGAAUAUUAACUUGUACGUGCUGUGAUGGGUUGUGUGGGCCGCAUUCAGGGUGUGCUUGCCCUCCAUGUGCUGCUCUCUCGACUGAGGAGGAGCUUAGAAUCUCAAUUCAAUCAAAAGCUGCAGCACCACCACCUUCAGUUCAGAUAAUUGAUGAUCUCAAGUGGAAACUAGAUCCAGGUCCAGAAUGUCUCCAAAGUCUGAUGGAAUCAUUGCUUUGGGAGCAGCGUAACCGGGCCAUAACUACAGCAGUAACCUGUCCAUAUAUAUCUCAAAUUCGUCGAUUAAUAAUUUUGUGCAAUAGACAUCUGGUAGCUGUUAUAAGGGAUCAAAAUCAGAAUAAAGAAUCAAAAAAAGUAAAAUUAGAUAAGAAGCCUUCACAUGCUAUAAGUAAUAGAGCACUUAGCAAUGUAGUGAAUACUAUGAACAAAUCUGUUGAUGUCCCUAUGGAGGGUCAGGAGGACAAUGAUGAGCAUAGUGAAGAUUCAGAAAGCUCUCUGGGAUUAGAACGUGUAGGUGCGCGUGCGGCUCUUCGGCUAGCUCUAUCCCUAGUACGACGGGCAUGGCGCUGCGGCGAAGACGCUGACGUCUGUUCUGCAUUGUUACGUGAUGCACUCGAUGCAGUUCGCGCUUUGCCGGACGCAGCACUUUUCGCCGGAGGCGCGACCCAUAACGCGCCACGUUCACAACGAAUAUGGGCAGAAGUUGUAGACAGCGCUGCGAAGUUUCUACAUCAGGUUGUGAUCGGUGAAGUUGGCUGCAAUGUUCCACUGGGUGACUGGCGAACAUCACUUUGUGUGUGGGUUGAGUCCUGUGCAAGAAGAGCUGAACUACCUGCAUUAUUGAAGGCAGCUGAUGUUCUAGUUACUUUACCACCUAAAAAAAAAGCGACAGCCAGAUAA